Messenger RNA from Daucus carota subsp. sativus, 1853 nucleotides. RefSeq names its product scarecrow-like protein 32. The record is from RefSeq and is a predicted model, not a curated record. Bases 166 to 1488 code for a protein of 440 amino acids. Gene Ontology annotation, cellular component: nucleus. Gene Ontology annotation, biological process: regulation of DNA-templated transcription. Lineage: Eukaryota; Viridiplantae; Streptophyta; Magnoliopsida; Apiales; Apiaceae. The transcript has a single exon. Gene Ontology annotation, molecular function: DNA-binding transcription factor activity; sequence-specific DNA binding.
CAGGUAUAAACUGACCCUCACAGUCCAUCUUCUCCGCCCUUUCUUUCAGCAACAGCUACUGUAAUUUUGUAUGUGUUGACUAGUUAUAUUUAUGCUCUUGACGUUUCAUGCAAGUUGUAAAAGCCUCUGAACCCUAAUUUUCUACGACGAAACUCCGCGGCGGCGAUGAAAGCUGAGAUCAGAGGAAGCACAUCCUCGCUUCCAUUGCAGAGCUCAAGUCAUUUCAAUUCCUCCUCACAAAAUUCUCUAGCAGGUGCUCUGCACGGAUGUCUCGGAAACCUGGAUGGAGCAUGCAUAGAGAAGUUGCUUCUUCAUUGUGCAAGUGCCCUAGAGCAGAACGACGUCACUUUGGCCCAACAAGUCAUGUGGGUUCUCAACAACGUCGCUUCGGCUUCAGGUGAUCCGAAUCAGAGGCUGACGUCAUGGUUUUUAAGGGCGCUAGUCUCGAGAGCCUCUAGGGUUUGUCCUACGACGAUGGAUUUUAACGGCAGCAGCACGAUCAAGCGUCGUUUGAUGACGGUGACGGAGCUAGCUGGGUAUGUGGAUCUUAUCCCUUGGCAUAGGUUUGGAUUUUGUGCGACGAAUAGUGCCAUUUUUAAGGCAAUCCAAGGGUGCCCUAAAGUUCAUAUUAUAGAUUUUAGUAUCACUCAUUGUAUGCAAUGGCCUACGCUGAUAGAUGCGCUGGCUAAGAGGCCCGAAGGGCCUCCUAGCCUCCGGAUCUCAGUGGUGGCCUCGUGGAGGCCACCCGUUCCCCCUUUCUUAAAUGUCUCGAGUGAAGAAGUCGGGCAGCGUCUCGCGAAUUUUGCUAAAUUCGGAGACGUUCCUUUUGAGUUUAAUGUGAUAGAAGACUUAAGUAACUUCUCUAAUGACAAUACUUCUUCUAACUUCCACUAUGAUAUGCUACUAAGCAUGUUAAACCCCUCAGCUUUAGGCCUUAGGGAUGACGAGACAUUAGUGAUUAAUUGUCAGAACUGGCUCCGUUACUUGCCAGACGACCAAAAAGGAAAUGCCUCCCGUGAUGUUUUCCUUUGUAUGAUCAAGCGUCUUAAUCCCCGGAUUGUAACCGUCGUCGACGAGGACUCCGACUUGGGAGCCUUAAGUCUGACGUCUAGGAUCACCACUUGUUUCAAUUUCCUCUGGAUACCUUUCGAUGCUUUGGAAACCUUCUUGUCCAAAGACAGUACUCAAAGGGCGGAAUUUGAAGCUGACAUAGGCCACAAAAUUGAAAACAUAAUCGGAUUCGAAGGGGGUCAGCGAAUAGAGAGACUAGAGUCCGGGAUCCAGUUGUCACAACGGAUGAGUAAUUCGGGCUAUCUCAGUAUUCCAUUCAGUGAAGAAACCGUUAAGGAAGUUAAAGAAGUGUUGGAUGAACAUGCAAGUGGUUGGGGCAUGAAGAAUGAAGAAGACAUGUUGGUGCUAACAUGGAAGGGUCACAAUUCAGUUUACGCCACGGCUUGGGUCCCUUCCUGUGGAUUCGACGAAGAAUAAUUGAAUCAACCAACGACGUUAGCUAGCUCACUAAUUAAUAUGUUGUGGUAGCUAACUAGAUGAAGAAGAAUUAAUUAGAGCUGGUCUUUUUAUUUGUAAUUUCAUUAUCAUCUGUGAUCAGAAGGCUGCUGUUUUUAGACAGAGAGUAGAACUGUAGGAGUUGAAGAUUAUUAAAAGUAGCCAUGAUCACUUGAAAGGAAUAGCUAGAUCAGUGUGCUAGAGAUACAAAUGUGCACGGACUCUUUGUAUGAAGACAAAGAUGAUCACUUAGUUUCCUAACCCUUUGCAGCGCCUUUGCUUUACAGAUGUAAUUCUGAAUUAAGUAUGUUGCUAAUGCAGUUACUUCUUUUCCUCUUUUGGUUUUA